This is a messenger RNA of Drosophila persimilis, 2024 nucleotides long. RefSeq lists its product as uncharacterized. The coding region runs from base 53 to 1837 and encodes 594 amino acids. The transcript is spliced from 3 exons. The record is from RefSeq and is a predicted model, not a curated record. Lineage: Eukaryota; Metazoa; Arthropoda; Insecta; Diptera; Drosophilidae.
GGAUUAUAUCAAAGAUUUUUCACUGGAUGAAAGUAUAUAUAAUAUUGCUGAAAUGAAUGCCUCCAAGAAGACCGACGCUGCAGCUAAGAAAGAGGACAUGGAAACGAAGGAGAUGUCGGAAUUAGAUGAAAUGAAGAAAUCGAACGAGCGCGCUUCGGCCAGCAAUAAGCCCCCAGCCCCGAAGAUGGACUGGAUAAGCAAUCUGGGUAUUUUCAUCUCCAAUAUGUAUAUGAAGUCGGAGAACCGUCUGCCGGGAGCUUCUAUGCCCAGGUGUCUGCGAAAUACGAGGGAAUGCGAAAACAAGCACCGCGCUGCCAAGCUGCCAGAUGUUCCAAACAACUCUGUGGUGGAAGAACUGAAGAGAACGCUAAGUGGCCACCAAUAUGACACCUUCCUGGACCAGCUGGAGAUGAUGGCGAUGCAAUUUGUGUACCCGGGAAAUGGUAUCUUCGACAGGCUCGUUGAAAUGGCCAUGGUUCUGAUUGCCAAAGAAAUGAGUGUCAGGGAGCUGGGAGACAUCUAUGCCAAGGUGAUACGCACCUUCUUUCUCCUGGUCGAUACCUUUCCGCCCUGCUGGACGAGCUUGCGCCCAUCUUACUUGAAUUUCCUUCGCAUCCCGAAUCCGUCCAUUCGUAGCGCCCGUUCCGACAAAGGGACGUCAAAGCUGAAGUUCUAUCUGGAUCUUUUGGAGGAGAUCUUGCCGCAAUGCAGCGAUAUGGAAAUCCGCGAGCGCACAAAGUUCUAUGAGGUGCACGUGUUCAAUUUCACGGAGGAGGAAGAAAUGGACGUGUCAUACGAGACGGCAUUGCUGCAGCAUGUGCAGGACUACGACUGGAAGAGUGGCACACUCUGUCUAGACGACUUCAAUAAUCUCUCGCCCGGGACACGCCUCUCGCGACUCUUCGAUGUGCUGCUCAUGCUGUGUCGGAUCCUGGAAUUGGAGUUCCUAUCCUGGCUGGACCACAACCGUCUGCGCCAGUCCGAGUCCGAGAUCUUCAAUGAGGAGACAAAGCCGUUUGCCAUCCAUGUCUUCGGAAUGUCGGCCACAAUGCGGCUCACGGAUAUUGUGCGCCAGUUGAUGCGUUUGUACGGCUUUGCGGCCCGAAAGUCCCUGUACCCCGACCGUCUGGAAAUACUUCAGCGCCUUAUCUCACUCGUUGUGGAAGUCAGCAACACGGCAGAGCUGAAAUACGUGGACAACGCUGUGACCUACCCGAGCCUGGGUCCGCAGACGCGCCUGCUGAUUGCCCAGUUCUUCGAGAUAUUCAACUCGCAGAAUCCCCAGCACAUCGGCACCUAUAUUAGGAACAUUCCGCAGUGGCAGCAGGCGUAUCUUCGCUUCGAGUUCGCCGAUCACUUUCUACAGCUGUUUUACUUCCCCCGAAAUGUCGCGUUCGGGCCGAAGAAAGUGUGCGAUGAGUUCACCGACAGGCAGUGGGCGAAAUACAAGCCAAGGAGUGAGAUCGAGGACGACGACGAUGAGCAGUUGUCGCGGGAGGACUAUCUGAAUAUACUCCUGAACGCCCUCAAGGACUAUGACCUAUGGAUGAAUCUGAAGCGCUUUUGGAAGGUUAUGCAGAGCAAGAAGCAGCAGACCCCCGAGGGGACUGAUAAGGAAAAGGAAGUGCCGCACUGGAAGAAGCGCGUCGACGCCAAGGUGAUUGCAGGCAGGCCCAAGGUGAAUUUGCCAGAGGCCAAAAUAAACGUGCCUGAGCUAAGCGUUCGCUACAGCAGCGAUGUGGGUUACAUGCGCUCUCUGCGGCGUUUGCUCGUAAAGGAAGUCCAGUCGGAAAUCGAUGUAUCCGCUUGGUUGGAAUAUCUAAAUGGAUUUCUGUGAGCCGGCAAACCGCCAUCAGUCGUUCCUCCCCAUCGUCGGACCUAGAAGAAAAAGCCUAGUGCGGUCCUUGGGCGCACGAAAUUUUCAAAUAUGAAAUUAGUUAUUUUAAGUUUUCUGAAAGAAAGGAAGUGCUGAGCGAUGGUUCGUUGUGAAGAACACAUGCAAAUUAUUCAUUUUCUGUAUCUCU